UUUUUCCCUCAUUCAUGCUACAUCGCUAUCUUUGGUAUUGCGUUAAGUUAUGGUUGAGUUGCGUGUCUGACUUGUCUAAACGCACCGCUGGUAUCGAACUUCUCUUUGAAGAAGAAGAAGACAGAUUCAGUUUAUGCAGCUGGCUAAAGCUAGCAGGCUAUAGCUACAGUGUUUACUUGCAGUCAGGGACAGACGAGCUUUUACUGCCUUUGACAUUUCUUUUUUAUAUUUAUCCGCUCGGUGUGAUUCCCUCUAGUGAAAAGUGGAGGCACUUUAACUGAAAUAUGGCCAGUUUAAUCUCGACACAAUGCGCCGUUUCUCUGAGAAAAUCUGGGAGUCGAUUUCGUGUUACUACUUCCGCCCUGAGUCUUUCUUCACGGUCCUACAGCAGCAAAACGGACUGUUCAGCGGAGUAUCUGCAUAAAAGCGUGGUGCCAUCGAUGCAUUAUCAAAAGAGUUUACCCAGACUUCCCAUUCCGAAACUUGAGGACACCAUCAGGAGGUAUUUAGCUGCCCAGAAACCUCUACUGAACGAUGACCAGUACAGAACAACGGAGAAAAUUGCUCAAGAUUUUCAAAAGGGAGUGGGAAUGCAGCUGCAUGAGGAACUGGUGGCUCAAGACAAAAACAAUAAGCACACAAGCUACAUCUCCGGUCCAUGGUUCGAUAUGUAUCUGUCCGCACGUGACUCUGUGGUAUUAAACUUCAACCCUUUCAUGUCCUUCAAUCCUGACCCCAAGAAGGAUUACAACGACCAGCUGGUGCGAUCGACCAACAUGGCGUGUUCGGCGGUGCGCUUCAUGAAAACGCUGCGAGCAGGCUUACUGGCACCAGAAGUUUUCCAUUUGAAUCCAGAAAAGAGCGACACGGACCAAUUCAAAAACUUCAUCCGCUGGGUGCCGUCUUCCCUGUCGUGGUAUGGAGCCUACAUGGUCAAUGCAUACCCUCUGGACAUGUCUCAGUACUUCCGCCUCUUUAACUCAACUCGCAUCCCCAAACGAGGACGAGACGAGCUCGUCACUGAUGAGAGUGGCCGACAUCUGUUGAUCAUGAGAAAAGGCAACAUGUAUGUGUUUGACAUCAUAGACACAGAUGGGAAUUUGGUGAAGCCUGCGGAGGUCCAGUCCCACCUGAAGCACAUCUUGUUAGAUCCAACACCAGCCCCCACCUUCCCUCUGGGCCUGCUGACCAGUGAGAACAGGGACACGUGGGCCGGACUCCGGGACAAGCUGAUAUCUGCUGGAAAUGCAGAGAAUCUGCGGCUAGUCGACAGCGCACUCUUCUGUCUCUGCCUGGAUGACGAAAGCAUGCGCGACCACAUCCACGUCUCCCACAACAUGCUGCACGGUGAUGGCUGCAACCGCUGGUACGACAAGUCAUUCAGCAUCAUUGUGACCAAAGACGGGGAAGCAGCGAUUAAUUUUGAGCACUCUUGGGGCGAUGGCGUUGCUGUGCUUCGCUUUCAGAAUGAGAUCUUUAAAGACACAACAGAAAAGCCGCUAGUUCACCCAGGAUCAGCGCCAGCAUCGGUGGACUCGGCCUCUGCUGUGCGCAGGCUGGACUUUAACCUGGACAGCGAGCUAGAGCACGGCAUCAAAAAAGCCAAAGAGAACUUUGAUUCUGCAGUGUCAAAACUCACCAUUGAUGCCGUGGAGUUCAAGAAAGGCGGGAAAGAGCAGUUAAAGAAAAGUAAAUUAAGUCCAGACGCUAUAGCUCAGCUGUCUUUUCAGAUGGGCUUCCUGAGGCAGUACGGCCAGACGGUGGCCACAUACGAGUCGUGUAGCACUGCGGCAUUCAAGCAUGGGCGCACGGAGACCAUCCGACCAGCCACCGUGCACACCAAACGCUGCUCACACGCCUUUGUUAACGAGCCUGGCAAACACAGUGUGGAGGAGCUGCGUGCCAUGCUCAACGAAUGCUCCAAAUAUCACAGCCAGCUCACAAGAGAGGCAGCUAUGGGUCAGGGGUUUGACCGUCACCUGUUUGCCCUGCGUUACCUCUCGACCUUAAAGGGCCAGGCUUUGCACGACCUCUACACAGAUCCUGCUUACGCCGCCAUCAACCACAACGUCCUCUCCACCAGUACCCUCACCAGUCCUGCAGUAAGCCUUGGAGGCUUCGCUCCGGUGGUACCCGAUGGGUUCGGUGUUGGUUAUGGCGUUCACGACGACUGGAUGGGCUGCAAUGUCUCCAGUUAUCCAGCUCGUAACGUCCAUGAAUUCCUACAGUGUGUCCAUAAGUCUUUGGAGGACAUAUUCAGCGUACUUGAAGGAAAGCCUAUUAACUAAAAGAUGAUGUACAUGAUCACCGUAGAAAAAAUUAGCAAUUAGCUUCCAGUAAUUAAUAUUACACUAAAAUUCAUAUUAAAUUUGUACAGAAAAUAGGGUUUUAAUAAUUGUACAUUUUAAUUAUUGCAAAUAAUUAUUUGAAGCCAUGAACUUUGUUGGACUGCACAAAAGUAACUGAAAGCCAGUCCUAAUGUUCUGGCAGCUGUAAGAAUGUAGAAAGGAUGCCUCAUUAAAUGUGAAAGCUGAAAAAUUAUUAUAGGUUGUCUCAUUAUUAUGUAUUCACUGGUUCAAGCUUUAUUUUGGCUGAUUGUAUUUUGGAAUAAAACUUGAUAUAAAUUA
Molecule: messenger RNA, 2627 nt
Organism: Nothobranchius furzeri (turquoise killifish)
Lineage: Eukaryota; Metazoa; Chordata; Actinopteri; Cyprinodontiformes; Nothobranchiidae
Gene: cpt2
Product: carnitine palmitoyltransferase 2
Biological process (GO): fatty acid beta-oxidation
Cellular component (GO): mitochondrion
Molecular function (GO): carnitine O-palmitoyltransferase activity
Source: RefSeq, a predicted model, not a curated record